Messenger RNA from Drosophila montana, 922 nucleotides. Its product is annotated as ADP-ribosylation factor-like protein 3. Gene Ontology annotation, cellular component: microtubule cytoskeleton; cytoplasm. Gene Ontology annotation, molecular function: GTPase activity; GTP binding. The record is from RefSeq and is a predicted model, not a curated record. The transcript has 4 exons. Gene Ontology annotation, biological process: cilium assembly. Bases 77 to 739 code for a protein of 220 amino acids. NCBI's taxonomy places the organism in Eukaryota, Metazoa, Arthropoda, Insecta, Diptera, Drosophilidae.
CCACUAUCCAAAUCUAAGUAGUAGCUUGUGUACAGCUCACACUUUUUAAAAACAUCAACAAAAACAAUAGCAAUAAAUGUCCCAUAUUUACAAAGGUGUCACUUCGUUCCUGGGCAAACUAAGGGGGACGCCCUCGGAGGAGUUUAAUGUGCUUAUUCUUGGCCUAAACAAUGCAGGCAAAAGUACAUUGGCGGCCCGCCUUGGCUUGGAAACCGAGGACGCCUUAAAGCGCAUUUCUCCUACGGUCGACCGAACCGAGCGGCAUUUAAAAUUUAAAAGGAUAAAGGUAUGCUUGCGUGACUUGAGUGGUCAAUGGAGGAUGCGUCAGUCGUGGCAUACAUUUUAUCAGGAAGCCAAUAUUUUGAUCUUUGUUGUCGAUAGCACGGAUGCGUCGCGUUUGAGUGAAGCACGUUGCGAACUCUGUGAUGUGCUGCUGGAUGAGCGGAUGGCACAGGUUCCGCUGCUGCUUUUGGCCAACAAACAGGACGCGGUUGGUGCUUUGCCCAGUUCCAUGAUAUCCGAGUUGUUGGGAUUGAACCGUUUGGAGGAUCGUGUUUGGGAGAUACACGGAUGCUCCUCAUUGGCAGGCGACGGCAUCGAUAGUACCAUAGGUUGGAUCUACGGUAAACUAAAGAAACUCCGUCCACCAAGUCGUUUUAGUAAACUUUUAACUCCAUCUUUACUGUUUGGACCAACAUGUUCAUUGGACUUUCGACGGCGCGAAAUGAACAUUUCAUAAAUUUAUGUAAUUGGCGCACAAAAUAAUCUAUUCUUGUCGAAUUUAACUGAAAAUGGGCCAUGACACACAUCGCAAGAAGCCAGAGAGAAUUACAGUCUAAAUAUAAUAUGAUAUCCAUUCGUUUGUGUUAUACAUUUGCAUUGAAAAGUAAAAAUUAAAGUUUGCGACAUUUUUAAAGAGAAA